CGUCGAACAGAACAGACGGAUUCUUGGCGCGCAAUUCUUGGGGCAUUCGCGUGGGAUUUUGUUAAACGCGUCUUUGGCACGUUCCACCAAUCAUUCCGUCAUCCCGCAUGCGUUUCCUGUCGCGGUGACUAGUAAAUGAUGCUGAGGAUGAUCCACCGGGCGCCAGCCGGAAAAUGUCACGUUGGAAAUUCACUUGGAUUGUGAAGGUGUUGAUGUGCGGAAGUUGAUGAGGGUUAAAGGUUCAUCUUGCCCUUCUUGUGGUUCGGAUGUGAAAAAUCCCAUUAAUAGUGCUUAAUGCUGUGUCUUUUAGUGUGAUUCAGUGGCUGGAGAUUAGAUGGUAUAUUAGGGAGAGAGGAAGGAGAAGGGAUUUUCUGUGGGGCCAGUGACUUCAAGGUGGUCUUCAUGACAUCGAUAAAUUUUGCCCAACACCCCCAAUGCUCUGGUGCAGAAAAUUCGCAGUGUAGCUAAUAAAUGUGUGUGAUGUUUUGGGCAGUUUCUGACAGUGAAAACUUUUACGAGACAAACGUAACAGUUUAGAGAGUGAAAUUUUAGUGACACAAACCCUAGAGGACAUCAAAUUCCCGCUCUUUUUCCCACAAAUUCGCCCCCGUAGCUCUGUGCUGAUUUAUUUUCAGUGGGUGUUUGUAUGAAUGAACAAAACUGACGGCGACAAUGCCUCGGAUGGAGUAAAGUUGCUUGAGCGGAAAUUAAGUUCUUGUGGACGUGAUAUCGAAUUGUCCACAGAAGGACAUCAAGGGUGAAGAUGGAAUCAUGGUGUCGGUGUUUCUGCGGACAUCCCCUCGCCAGAGAAGUUUGUCCUUGUCCGAUGGUCAGAGAGCAUUUGAUUCAAGUGUCCGACAAAGACAUAACUACUCUGCAAUCGAUUUUGAGUUGGAAAUUGGUGAGGACACCCCGGACAACAUGAAUUGCUCGGGAGUUGUUUUGCCAUCUGGCACAGUGACAAACACAACUCAUGUCACUUUGGACAGCAACUCACCCUCUAGCACCCCAGCAACACUUCCAGGAUGUGAAUCAAACAAUUGUGGCCUGUGCCAAGCUGAGUUAAAUGUCAGCUUCACGCCGGCCCUUUCACAGAUCCUCUUGGCACCCACAUCAUCCACUGGACCAAUAUUCACAGGCGAUGGGGACAAUACGACAACUGGGGAAGUCAUCAAUUCCUUCUAUUUCUACGAGAUUGAACAAUUCACCGUGCUUUGGGUCCUAUUCACUGUGAUCGUCCUGGGGAAUUCUGCUGUUCUUGUGACUCUCUUCUUCAGCAAAAACCGCAAAUCACGGAUGAAUUUCUUCAUUAAGCAAUUAGCCGUUGCAGAUCUCUGUGUGGGACUUCUGAACGUGCUCACGGAUAUUAUCUGGCGUACGACUAUCUCAUGGAAUGCCGGAAAUAUCGCCUGCAAAGCCAUCAAGUUCCUCCAGGCCAGCGUCACCUACGCCUCCACCUACGUCCUCGUGGCGCUCAGCAUCGACAGAUACGACGCCAUCACCCAUCCCAUGAACUUCUCAGGAUCAUGGAAACGGGCACGGAGAUUGGUGGCUGCUGCAUGGGGCUUGAGCGCCUUCUUCUCGCUCCCGAUGCUCUAUCUCUACGAGGAACGUAACAUUGAAGAUCAGCCCCAGUGUUGGAUCGACCUGGGCUCACAGUUUGGGUGGCAGUUGUACAUGUCCCUUGUGGCUGCGGUGCUGUUCGUGUUUCCCGCCCUCAUCAUCUCGGCGUGCUACGCGAUAAUUGUGCGGACCAUCUGGGCCAAGGGGGCCAUUCUCGGCCCAAUCGAUCGACGUGGAGGAAUCGAUCGAGGAAGUCGCCGUGCAAGUUCGCGCGGCAUCAUUCCACGUGCCAAAGUGAAGACGGUGAAGAUGACCAUCGUGAUUGUGAUAGUGUUCGUGGUGUGCUGGUCUCCCUAUAUUGUCUUCGAUCUGCUGCAGGUCUUCAAUCAGAUCCCGCGGACGCAGACCAAUAUCGCCAUUGCCACGUUCAUCCAGAGCCUGGCGCCACUCAAUUCGGCCGCCAAUCCGCUCAUCUACUGCCUCUUCUCAACACAAGUCUGCCGGGCACUCAGACGUCUUCCGCCUUUUCGCUGGCUGGCGUCUUCGUGGUGCUUCAAGUCUCGGGAACAGGCCAAUCAUGCCCAGAACAGAUGUGGCGUGACCGGGGGACCAAGACUGCACAACAGUAGUGACUCCAUGAGGACCCUGACGACCUCCCUCACCGUCUCCAGACGUUCAGCCUCAUGCAUGCGUCCAGCACGGGUCAUGAUUGCUGAGCGUCCAAAGACCAUCAUCAUGUCAGAAGUGUAGUAGUUAAUAUUCCCAUAAAACCCAUUUAAUUUAUUUAUUUAUUAGCAACUUGGGCAUUUUUGUAUAUGCAAACUAAAUUUAUUGCUAAAUGAUAGGGUUAUGGCAUCACUUACGGCCUUUCCAUACUUAUGACAUUCAUGCAGAAACCUUCCAUUUUAAUGACAAAAUAAUUCUGAGACUUUCGAUAUACCUAACUUAUCAAAUAUUCUGAAUUUCGUAGUUCUUCGAAAUUAUUUUAUCACAAAAAUUGAAGAUUUCCUCGAGGAAGCCAAAAGUAUGGACAGGCCAUUAUUAAUGCCGCAACCCUUAUGACUUUUAUUUCCAUCCAACAACGAUGGAAAGACAAUAUUUCGGGGGACAAACAUAUGGAGUAUAUAAAAGAGACGUCGAAUUUUCUAGCAAACAAAGAAGAAAAAAAAAGAAUUUAGGCAAUGAGACAUACAUUUCUUAUACGAUGAAAAAAAUUUACAUGGGACAAAUUUGAAGCUAUACUGAGUAGAUUUUUAGAUAUUUUUGACGAAUAUUUUACGUAAGGGGAUGUUCAUGUGCAAAAAGCACAACAAUUGGCACCAUUUGUGUUUUUCCUUUGAGUCAAAGAAAUUUUUCAGAGGCAGAGUCUUCUUGGAAAAUUCUUCAUGAUCUAAUAUUCUCAAUGAAGAACUCUUCGUAUUCCUGGCAAUAUUUCUUUUUGGAAAUUCUGUAAUUCAACUUCACACAGGAUUCUCUUCAAAGUCUGAACAAUUGCUUGAUGUUUUAUUCCAUCAAGCUCAUAUGGCUCAUAGAAUGGAAUUCAAAACCACAAGGGAUCACUUUCGUUCUAAGAAUAUAUUUUCUUUAAUGAAUU
Messenger RNA from Phlebotomus papatasi, 3157 nucleotides. It is a transcript of the gene CCAP-R, whose product is annotated as cardioacceleratory peptide receptor. Bases 772 to 2313 code for a protein of 513 amino acids. Gene Ontology annotation, cellular component: membrane. The transcript has 11 exons. Lineage: Eukaryota; Metazoa; Arthropoda; Insecta; Diptera; Psychodidae. Gene Ontology annotation, biological process: G protein-coupled receptor signaling pathway. Gene Ontology annotation, molecular function: vasopressin receptor activity. The record is from RefSeq and is a predicted model, not a curated record.